GGACAGUCCGCGGUAGCUGGACAGCUUAACCACAACUCAGCCUCAGCCCCGCAGCAACCCCGAUGCAGGCCAAGUACAGCAGCACGAGGGACAUGCUGGAUGAAGACUGGGACACCACCGUGAGCCUGCAUUCUCGAGCCUCCACGACAACCCGGCGGCCAGAAUCUAGGCACACAGAGCACAGGGCUCCCUCUGCAGCAUGGCGACCAGUGGCCCUGACCCUGCUGACCUUGUGCUUGGUGCUGUUGACUGGACUGGCAGCUCUGGGCCUUGUAUUUUUCCAGUUCUACCAGCUCUCCAAUACUCAGAAAGACACCAUCUCUCAAAAGGAAGAAGUAUUGGGGAAUCUCUCCCUACAGCUGCAAUCUCUCCAAGCGGAGAACAGGAAGCUCGCAGGAACUCUGCAGCGUGUGGCUGAAAAACUCUGUCGUGAGCUCUACAAUAAAACUGGAGAACACAGUUGCAGCCCUUGCCCAGAAAAAUGGAAGUGGAAUGGGGACAAAUGCUACCAGUUCUCCAAAGAGAGCAAAAGUUGGCAGGGCUGUGACUAUUUCUGCAUUGCUGAGAAUGCAACCAUGCUGAAGAUAAACACACAAGAAGUGCUGGAGUUUGCCAUGCCUCAGAGCUUCUCUGAGUUUUUCUACUCUUAUUGGACAGGGCUCUCCCGCAACAGCAGUAGCAAGGUCUGGCUGUGGAUGGAUGGAGCCCCUUACUCUUUUGAACUGUUUGAGAUCAUCGUAGAUGUCACCAGCCUAAGAAGUAGGGACUGCGUGGCCAUCCUGAAUGGAAAGGCGUUAGCCAAGGACUGCAGAGAGCUGAGGCGGUGUGCGUGUGAGAGGACGGCGGCCGCAGUGAAGCCCGAGAGGCUCCGUUAGCUCCCGGAGCCAUGGGAUGGAGAGAGCGACUCUCCAGCUGAAUCUGACAAGAACAGAGCUGAGCCAAUGAGGCCAAUGUCAGGGACAGUCGAGACACUGGGGAAGGGAAAAUAUUGCAGAUAGGUGAUCUUUCACUACUUCCAGAAGAGUUCUCAUGUUUCCCAUUCAGGAUCACCAGCAUUUCUGAGUUGGGGGUCAUGCACAUUUUUACCAGUCACGGGAAGUACCUUCAACUCGCUCCAGAAACCCAUAAAGUUGUAAUUCAUCUUGACUUGAAGAUAACUUUCCAGUUCUCUUCUUUCUUAGCAUCUAAUAGCACCUCCCUGUUUUCCUAUUUUCCUUAGAUUUGUAUAAGUGAGCAACUUACUGAAGUAGACGAAUCAAGUAAAAGUAAAAUCCUUGGCCCUAACCAAUGGCCAAUAAGAAAUGAGCAGACAUUUCUCAUACUGAGCGGCCAAAUGCACAGCUAAUUGUUUUUGUUUGUUCAAAGUUGUACUUUUCCUUUCCUAGUGUCUUAGUGAAGACCCCAUCUGCUGUGUCUAUGGCCUGCUUUCUUGCUGGGAUAGCUCUUUUUAUGAGAAUCUUAAUUUCUUGCAAACAUACCUCCAGUGUCUACUAAGACACCAAAAAUUGCCUCCUUCCCCUAGGAAUUUCUCCUAGGGAAGAAAUAUUCUGAAUGCAGUUUCAUAUCAGAACUACUGUCUCCAGUACACCCUUCUGAGAGAUUAAAGACCAGGAAAAACAUGUGUCUAUAUGAGCAUCUAUAAUUGUUUCAGUUUCCAUUUUCUUCCAUUCAAUCCAUAUUUAUACAUUUUAGGUACUGUAAAUUUAAUAAUAAAUGUAAAUAAUGUGAACCGUGUGUGGUUUUAGAAUAGAUCUGUAAAAAUAAGCAUAGAAAUGCUUUUCGAAAUCUGAAAACAGUUAUUGCUUUGAUUGUGUCUGAUUGAGAGUUUGCAGAGACUCAUUGGGUAUUGAUUAUGGGAUUAUUUGGGAAAAAUAAGUCUUCAAAAUGCAUGUUGUCUCCUAGAGGAUGCUUUUAACACUUUCUGAAAUGAAAUCUUCCGAGGCACGCUUAUGGCACCAGCCCAUGGCUGCCGAGUAAACAAAGGUGCAGCCGGGCACGUGAUUUUCCGUCAGGUUGUGGAAAGUGAAAGGUUGUGACACAUAUAACCACCGACUUUACAGAGUGCAUGUCAGAUAGGCUUUUACCUCAAUCCAGGGCCUACGGGAAGUGCCACUCUGGAGAAUGAGCAGGAAAACAGUAGCAUUUAUUUGACCGACUUACUUUUCUUGAGCUAAUGUUUCUUCAUUUGCCUUUCAGUGCCCUGAUCUGCAUAACAAAACUCACAAUAUCUUAUGAUACAAGAAAAUAUUUCAAACAAACAGAAAAAUGUUAAGGCACAAUAUUUUCUCCAUAAACAAUUUUUUUUUUAAUUCAAGAAUAAGAUAUUAUCCCAAAAUAAACUUGAACAUAUGACUUGCUGAGAACACCUUUUGCUUGAGAAGCAGAGAAGGAUACCACAUGAAUUGAUUUUUGAGUAUGAAACGUCUUUUUCUCUUUUCAAUGCCUGUGCGUAUAAGUAAUUCUGAAGACGUCGUAGGGACAGUCAAGUGAGAAACAUGUCCUUUCCUGGUAAAGCCAAGUGGCCCAGGGAGAGUAAUGACCUAUUUCUUUUCCUGAGUAUAUUGAACCAGCUUUCAGGACUUAUCAACAGGAAACAGGUCUUGAGCUAUACAACAGCAGGAAGCGUGAGAAGGGUCAUGGGGGUUUUAUUAGGGAACGUGAGCAGAUUGUAGACCAAGUAGAAGAGUCUAGAAAGUUAACUCAAAGCCAGCCUUAAUGUUUGGGAGUCAAAUCUUGUGUUGGGGAGAUUCUCAUAGUUUUUGAGGAAUACAUAAAGCAACACAAUCUGAUUUAGGGUCUGCCCACGACUUUUGUACAAGGUUCAUUAUAUGAAUAUGUUUUCAAGCUCUAGUAAUACCUAUCAUUAUUUUAAUAUUUUCUUUUCCACAUAUUUAAUAUACUUACACUGUGCCAUAUAAUAAAAGCCUCUCUACAUUUGUA
This is a messenger RNA of Tupaia belangeri chinensis (Chinese tree shrew), 2940 nucleotides long. RefSeq names its product C-type lectin domain family 1 member A (gene CLEC1A). Lineage: Eukaryota; Metazoa; Chordata; Mammalia; Scandentia; Tupaiidae. Bases 63 to 875 code for a protein of 270 amino acids. The record is from RefSeq and is a predicted model, not a curated record. Gene Ontology annotation, molecular function: transmembrane signaling receptor activity. The transcript is spliced from 6 exons. Gene Ontology annotation, cellular component: plasma membrane. Gene Ontology annotation, biological process: signal transduction.